AUGGAUUUCUCCAAGUUCCUGGCCGAUGACUUCGAGGUGAAGGGCUGGGUGAACGGAGCCUUCCGGGCCGUGCAGCAGCAGGAUGCGCCCGGCAAAGUGGACGCCCACGCCGCUACCUUGGUGAUGAAGUUGCAGCUCUUCAUCCAGGAGGUCAACAAUGCCGUGGAAGAAACAAGCCACCAGGCGCUCCAGAACAUGCCCAGAGUCCUUCGGGAUGUGGAAGCCUUGAAACAGGAGGCAACUUUCCUGAAGGAACAAAUGAUCCUUGUUAAGGAGGACAUUAAGAAAUUUGAAGAGGACACAGCUCAGUCAAUGCAGGUCCUGGUAGAGCUCGAUCGAGUGAAAUCCAGAAUGCAGCUGGCUGCUGAGUCCCUCCAGGAAGCAGACAAGUGGAGCACACUGAGUGCAGAUAUUGAGGAAACUUUUAAAACACAAGAUGUGUCUGUGAUCUCUGCCAAGCUAACAGGCAUGCAGAACAGCCUGGCGAUGCUUGUGGACACUCCGGACUACUCUGAGAAAUGCGUGCACCUAGAGGCUCUGAAGAACCGGCUCGAGGCCAUGGCCAGCCCCCAGAUUGUGGCCACUUUCAACGCUCAGUCUGUAGACCAGGCAAAAGUGUUUGUGAAAGUCUUCACUGAAAUUGAUCGGAUGCCCCAACUCCUGGCUUAUUACUACAAAUGUCACAAGGUGCAGCUGGUGACAGUCUGGCAGGAUCUUUGCCAAAGCGACUUAAGUUUAAAUCGGCAGCUGACUGAACUGUAUGAUACUCUGCUUGGAACAUGGCACUCAGAACUCCAGUGGGUCAUGCAGGUUUUUAAGAACCCCCAUGAAAUUGUGACUGUGCUGCUGAUCCAAACAUUAGGUGCCUUGGUGCCUUCAAUCCCAGUCUGCCUCAGCACCACAAUGGAGGGAGCCGGCCAGGAAACCAAACUAAAUAAGCUGCUGGAGCUGCAUGACACCACAGCCCACUUUGCAAGAGGCCUGGAAGUAGCAAUGCUGUCUAGCUUAAAAGAGCAUAACCUGGUAAAAGUGAUGGAACUGGUGGAAGUAGUGUAUGGUCCGUAUAAGCCCUACCAGCUGCGGUACGGAGACCUGGAAGAAGAAAAUCUCCUCAUCCAGAUCAGUGCAGUGCCCUUGGAGCAUUGGGAAGUAAUUGACUGCGUCCAGGAACUGAGCCACUCGGUGAACAAACUCUUCAGUCUGGCUUCUGGAGCCAUCGACAACUGCGUUAAACUCACCGAUGGGCUGGGGGUGUGUGGGCUGCUGAAGGCACUGAAAGCUCUUUUCAAAAAGUAUGUGUCUGACUUCACUACUACUUUGCAGUCCAUAAGAAAGAAGUGCAAACUGGAUGAUAUCCCCUCGGAUUCCCUCUUCCAGGAGGACUGGACCGCAUUCCAAAACUCUAUCCGGAUAAUAGCUACUUGUGGUGAACUCCUUCGGCAGUGCGGGGACUUUGAGCAGCAGCUAGCAAACAGGAUUUUAUCCACUGCUGGGAAGUAUCUGCUGGACUCCUACAGCCCUUGUAGUCUGUCUGGCUUUCAGGAUGCCAGCUCUGCGGAGAAGAAGAGCUCAGUCAAGAACCCCUGGCAGGAAUACAACUACCUCCUGAAGGAGACUCCGUCUGAGUAUGCCAGCCUCAUGGAAACACUCCAUACCCUAAAGGAGAAAGGGACGAGUAACCACAACCUGUUGUCCGCAUCUCGAUCUGCCCUUACCCACCUCAACCAGCUAGCACACCAGUUGGCGUUUGACUCUGUUUUCCUUCGCAUCAAACAGCAGCUCUUACUGAUUUCCAGGAUGGAGGGCUGGAGCUCAACUGGCAUUGGUGAGACACUAACAGACGACCUGCCAAACUUCAGUCUGACUCCUCUUGAGUACAUCAGCAACAUUGGACAAUAUAUCAUGUCCCUCCCACUUCAUCUCGAGCCAUUCGUUACUCAAGAAGAUUCUGCUCUGGAACGAGCCUUACAUGCUGGAAAACUGCCGUAUCCGCCAGAGCAAGGUGACGAGUUACCUGAGCUGGACAACAUGGCUGACUACUGGCUAGGUUCCAUCGCCAGAGCAACCAUGCAAACCUACUGUGAAGUUAUCCUGCAGAUUCCAGAGCUCACCCUUCACUCAGCGAAGCAGCUUGCCACGGACAUUGAUUAUCUGAUAAAUGUGAUGGAUGCCCUCGGCCUUCAGCCUUCGAAGACACUACAAAACAUUGUUACUCUAUUGAAGACCAAACCAGAAGACUACAGGCAAACAGCCAAAAGCUUGCCCCGCAGGCUAGCAAGCAACAUCGCCACCAUGAGAAGUGUGGACUAUUAACUCCGAGCCCUCGAAAAACUCCAGCAGGGGAGCUCUUGGCUAAAGGCUAAAUUUCCUACAUUGAAUUUUUUCUCCAAUAAACUUUCCAAGGAUGAUGGGAAUGUGGUUGGGGAAAAGAGGAAUUUAUUUGUGACUCAUUUAAUACAUGUCUUCAUUUGGAAAUGUUGAGAGAGCUCUCCAGGUGUUUUGAACUAUGAAAUGGAAAAGAAAAAUGUCUUAAUGACCACAUUUCCCUUUAGUCAUCUGGGUGACCUGGCUGCGUUAGAGCUGUCUUGUGACAAGUGUUCUGACGCUAGCUGGAGAGUACAUGCCGCAUGACAAUGAAAUGACAGGCUUUUUUAGUGCAGUCUAAUCAAUGCGGACUGAAAUUACAGGGUAUGUGCAGCGUGGAUCAACUGAAACGAGGACUCUACUACCUGCAGGCAAUGCCCAUUGCUCAAGUCUUUCAUUAUCCACAAUCUCAUGAAGGUAGUGUCUCAGCAGUUAGCAGAAAAUGCAGGACCAAACUAAGCCCUGACAACAAAACCAGUUUAGUAGGUUGUUUCUCAGGAGAUUUUCUUCCUUCUGAAGCUAUUGGGAAGCUUCUAGGGAAUUGGAUGUAGCAGUGUUGUAGUCGUCUUGUGAAAUGGAUGCAAGUGUGGUGUGUGGGUUUUUGCGAAAAGGCUUAUCUAAUCUAGGAACACUUCCAAGGGUAUAGGCGCGGGGAAAGUAUAAACUGAUCCCACUUGUCGUGGAAAAAGUCACCCACGCAUUGAUUUUAGUUCACAGACUCAAGCCUGAGGCCAGUUUAUUGCAAAACAUACCAACGCGUUGGGGUAGCAGUCCGAAAACUACCACACCUAGCACAGCACGCAGGCUGCUUUUAUUCCGUCAAACCGCAAGCAUAGUACAAAUAAUACGUCAUUUAUGCGAAAAUAAGAGUAGGGGUCUGUCCCUUUUUCCCGGUACCUUCCUCAUUAUUUUACGAGAAUUGGGUGCCUAUUGGGUGGGGGGUUUCUUGGUGGUUUCCGCCAUGGGUGGUACUUGGCACUACUUAGUGUUUUUCUCGUCAAGGUACAUAUUAUUUUCCGGGGUUUUACGGUAAAGGGCAUAGGGGUUUAGCACGGGACGCCCAAAGAAGAUAUAUGAUUGGCUAGUUUGGCAGUUAACUGGAACUACAGGAGAAGUUGACCUUUACUAGAAGCAAUUUCUUCAUAUAAGCGGUUAUUAUGUUUCAUAAACGAGCGGUUAUGUUUUUACAAACAAGCCGUUAUGUUUCACAAACAAGCAGCUAUUCUGUUACUGAGGCCUUUCGCAUUGCUCCCUCCCCCUCCCUCCUCGGGUCAUAACCCUUGACCGAAUUUGGCAGGAGGCUGUGUCACUUAGCCUAGUUCCGGCUUGUGGCCUGCAGGGCGGGCCUAUAUGACCAGUCUUCGCCGAUGUUCUGAUCGGUGCAAGGGAGGCCAGCCAGGCCUAUUCCCCCACACACUGUUGGGAUUUUGGCUGUGUGGGAUCAUGGUUGAUACAAAUGCCAUGGGGGAAACUCUGCAAGGCUCAGCUUCUGGGAACCUUUUUUGGGUGAAUCAAGUCUUAGAAAUUUAAAAUGCCUGAUUUUUUGGGGGGAGGGAGGUGGUGGUGGUGGUGGUGGUACUAGAAGAAUUUCCCUGGAACAUCUGCACCAGUGUAGUGUCAGUCUGAACUGCUUUUCCAAGCUACCUAUAGAAUUUGAUACUUCAUCUGCAACAUUACUUUAACCAGUUUUUUUGGCAAGAGAGGAGUCCUGAUCUGGAAUGCAAACCAACACAAAUAUUCAGGUGUGUCUUGAUUCUAAGCACAGGCUGUACCUGAAAGGGAUUACGACUCUCUUGGUUGCUGGCAGCAGCAGCAGCCCUGAGGUUUUACUGCUCUCCUAUCAGAAUGGAAUAAUCUAUUUGACAGUGAACUUCCCUCCUCUGAAUUGCAGUGUGUACCUUUUAUCUGAUGUGUACUUAAGAAGUGUGCAGUUACAGCCCAUACAACCAAAUAAAAAUGAAACC
Molecule: messenger RNA, 4328 nt
Organism: Emys orbicularis (European pond turtle)
Lineage: Eukaryota; Metazoa; Chordata; Testudines; Emydidae
Gene: COG7
Product: component of oligomeric golgi complex 7
Exons: 17
Coding region: 1-2313 (770 amino acids)
Biological process (GO): Golgi organization; retrograde vesicle-mediated transport, Golgi to endoplasmic reticulum; intracellular protein transport
Cellular component (GO): COG complex
Source: RefSeq, a predicted model, not a curated record